AAUCACAUGUCAUUAAGGUGAAAUGAAAGUUUUGGUUUUGACAUGGUAGAUUUUCAUUUUUAAAAAUUUAUUCGGCUACUUUACAGUCACCUGUUGGCUUUCAUUCGUGAGAAGCCUCGUGUUAGAUAUAAGAAAAUUAAAAAACGAAAUAUUUUUUUUCUGAUAAAAGUGUAUAUAAAUAAAUAAUAUAAAAAAUGGUGAAGUUGGGGAAUAUAUUGCAAGUGUUUACACGAAAAAAAAUGAUUGAUUCAACAAAUGAAUCUUCAUUGACAAGAUGCUUAUCGACAUUGGAUCUAACUUUCUUGGGGAUUGGUUCUACACUUGGUGUUGGUAUCUAUGUACUUGCUGGAUCAAUUGCACACCACGAUUCAGGACCUGCAAUUAUAAUUUCUUUUGCAAUUGCAGCAAUUGCUUCAAUAUUUGCUGGACUAUGCUACGCAGAGUUUGGUGCCAGAGUUCCAAGAGCUGGUUCUGCUUAUGCAUAUUGUUACGUGACAAUGGGUGAAUUUAUUGCUUUUUUAAUUGGUUGGAUAUUGAUAUUGGAAUAUGUCAUUGGAGCAGCAAGUGUUGUCAAGGGUCUAAGUACUAAUUUUGAUGCUUUUAUUAAUUAUAAAAUGAAAGCUUUCUUUGAAUCAUUGCAAAAAUUAGAUCCUGAAUAUACUGGAGGCUAUCCAGAUUUAUUUGCUUUUACAGUAACAAUAAUUUUUUCACUUGCAAUUGCUUUUGGUGCCAAAGAAUCUUCACUUCUUAAUAAUUUCUUAACUAUUGUUAAUCUUGGAGUUGUCUUAUUUGUCAUUAUUGUUGGAUCAAUUUAUGUAAAAAUAUCAAAUUGGCAAAUUGACACUGGAUGUACUGAAGUAAUAAAACAUAAUGUAACUUGUGAAUAUGGAAGAGGAGGUUUUGCACCAUAUGGAGUUGUUGGAAUAAUUGCUGGUGCUACAAAAUGUUUUUAUUGUUUCAUUGGAUUUGAUUGUAUUGCAACUGCUAGUGAAGAAGCUAGAAAUCCAAAAAAAUCUAUUCCAAUUUCAAUUGUUGCAUCAUUGACAAUUGUUUUCUUGGCAUACUGUGCUGUAUCAAGUGUUAUGACAUUGGUUGUUGAUUACAGAGUGCUGAAUGACGACUCUCCAUUACCAGCUAUGUUUGAAAGUGUUCAAUUAUAUUGGGCCAAGAAUAUUAUAUUUGCUGGAUCUAUGUGUGCAAUUGGUGCAAGUUUACUUGGUUCAUUAUUUCCACUUCCACGUGUUAUUUAUGCAAUGGCUUCAGAUGGUCUCAUCUUCAAGUUUAUGGGUAAACUUCAUCCAAAAUUUCAAACCCCUGUUAUUGGAACUUUGAUUGCUGGUUUAAUAACUGGAAUUUUAUCUGGAAUAUUAAACCUAAAUCAACUUUCUUCACUGAUGAGUCUUGGAGUCUUGUCGGCAUACUCAACUGUUGCAUCUUGUGUUUUAAUUUUACGAUACAAAGAAUGUGAGACAUUUGAAAAACGAGAUGACAGAGAACCUAGAACUGUUAUUUAUAUUGUCAAGCAAUUGCUUAAUCUCAAUAAUACAACAAGAUCAACAAAAUUAACCAGUCAAAUUGCUUCAAGUCUUGUUUUUCUUUACAUUUUAUCGUGUAUACCCACAACAUUAUUUAUUAUAAAUUCUUCUCAACACAUUCUUAAUGGUUCUUUUUCGACAAUUGGAGUACUUGUUGCUUUUAUAUCAAUUCUUGUUUUGAUAUUAAUAUGUAUAUAUCGUCAACCUGUAUCAGACAAAAAGCUAUUAUUUUCAGUUCCAUUGGUACCAUUUCUACCAGCUUUCAGUAUUUUUAUAAAUGUGAGUCUCAUGAUGACACUAGAAGCUAAAGUGUGGUACUUGUUUACUGCAUGGUUAUCUAUAGGUCUAGUUAUAUAUUUUUUGUAUGGAAUUAAAAAUAGCAGAUGUGGAAGUCAAUUGACAAAUUUGAUAAGCGAAAAAAAUCAAAAUAACAAAAGAAAUGUGCAACAAGAAAUAAAUAAUGGCAUGGCAUAUAAUAAUCCAUCAUUUGUUGAGUAAAAAAAAAUUAUUUUGUCAAAGAAUAAUUUAAACAACAAAAAGAUAAAUAAAAUAUAAACAGUUGUGAAUUUUUAAAACAACAUCAUUAAUAUUUUUUGUAGAAAUUUUUAAAUAUGUAUUACCUGCAUAUUGAGAUUAAAAGCCAAAUCGUUUUCUGUUCUAAUAAAAUUUUUUAAAAAUAA
This is a messenger RNA of Aphidius gifuensis, 2215 nucleotides long. Its product is annotated as cationic amino acid transporter 2-like. Bases 195 to 2033 code for a protein of 612 amino acids. Gene Ontology annotation, biological process: transmembrane transport; amino acid transport. NCBI's taxonomy places the organism in Eukaryota, Metazoa, Arthropoda, Insecta, Hymenoptera, Braconidae. Gene Ontology annotation, molecular function: amino acid transmembrane transporter activity. The record is from RefSeq and is a predicted model, not a curated record. Gene Ontology annotation, cellular component: plasma membrane. The transcript is spliced from 8 exons.